AGUGACACAAGGGUUGGAAGUGAGGAACUGGGCACAGGAGGGCUGGGGCCUGUGGGGGUGGCACUGGGGAUGGCAGAGGGACAGUGGGGAUAUGGGGGGUUUCUGAGGGGACUUGGUGAGGACAGUGUGAUGCUGGAAGUAGCAGAGCAGCACAUGGGGGUGUCCCCAGGGUGGCUGAGGGUGAUGGGGCUUUGGGAUCUCCCAAGGGUGCUAGUGGUGUUCCCAGUGUCCCUGUGCCAUGCGGCCCUGCCUGCUGAUUGCCCUGGCCCUGUUGGGCACAGUUCCUGUCAGCUGCUCUGUGGAGGACGAGGAGGAUGUGACAGAGCUGGAGAUGCCCAAAGAGUACAGCGGGUGCCUGGGGGCCAGAGACAAGCAGGCACUCGGUGUCCCCAUCAUGCCGGGCACCGCCACCUGCCGCUACGUCGUCAUCUCCCAUUCCCGAAGCUUCCGCCGUGCGCAGCACAUCUGUGCCCGGCGCUUCCACGGGCACUUGGCCUCGAUCCACGAUUCCCGCACCAACAGCUUCCUGCUGCUCCUGGCGCGCCAGCGCUCCAUUGCUGGCGAGGUCUGGAUCGGUGCCGUCAGCCAGCCCGCUACCCCAAUCCCGAGCUGCCACUGGACUGACCGGAGCCCCUGGAACUACAGCCGGUGGAUUCCCGGGCACCCCCUGCCCGGCCACCGCUUCUGCACCGCCGUCUGCACCAACGAUGGGCUCUGGAGGAGCGUGCACUGCAAGAAGAGGCUGCCCUUCAUCUGUGAGAUAUGAGGGGCUCAGCCCCCCUGGAUGCCCCCAGGCCUUCCCCACCUCUGCUCCCCCCCGGGGGGCUGCACCCCCUCCCUUGGAGUACAAUAAAGUCUUGCUGUCGGCACCCACUCGGUGUUUGGGCAGGGCCAGGGGCCCGGGCUGGUUGCACCCAGGG
This is a messenger RNA of Poecile atricapillus (Black-capped chickadee), 920 nucleotides long. Its product is annotated as bone marrow proteoglycan-like. Lineage: Eukaryota; Metazoa; Chordata; Aves; Passeriformes; Paridae. The transcript has 5 exons. The coding region runs from base 239 to 766 and encodes 175 amino acids. Gene Ontology annotation, biological process: immune response. The record is from RefSeq and is a predicted model, not a curated record.